CAAAAAUCGACAGGCAAAAUAGAUCUGCAUCCGGAUCUGCUGUGCGCCGAUAUCGGCCCAGCUAUAGUUUUUUUGAAGAGCGUACGUCAGGUCUUGUUUAUCAUUGAGAACUAUUCCCCUUGUAUCCCGUUGAAAGAUACUGAUACUCACUUAGUUUUGAUCUUCACGCUUUUGGAAGUGCCUUGCUGUGCUGUUGCUCGAGCUUGAAAGGUGGACCUCGACGGCGUUCAUCAGACGUCACGCCGCCCGGGAAGGUAAAAAUCACAACCACAAACUCGCGUGCUAAGUGUACUACUAGCCCUUCCCCUUCCCCGGUUUCUAUCUCCUCCUCCUGUGCCCGAUGUCGGCCGACGCAAAGGAUGUGGACCAAGACGCGGAACCUGCCGUUGCGGAACAACAAGAUGCGGAGAAAUCAGAGUCCGGCCCGGAGUACGAGAUGUUCGCCUCGCCCUUCAUGUCGCAGAACGGCGGGGCCGCGGGUAGUAAGACCAAGGGCAUGCUCGACCGGGUCGGGACCAAGUUGGACAUUUUUGACGCACCACCACCACCGGCAGUGGGGGCAGCAGCUGCAGCUGGUGCGUCCUCCGCAGCUACAACUUCUACUGCCGAUAUGAAUAACGAUAACCUACUAGUUCCCGCACCACCUCCUCCCGCCCCAAUCGCCAGCUCUGGCGUGCACGCUUCGGCCGCACCAAUUGCCUCGUCUGAAAGAACUUCUCCUUCGGGGGCAAGCGCAAGUAGCAGCAGCGCAGCUGCACCGAGUGCUGCAGCUGGGAUAAACAGGACGAAGACUGUCAGGAUAGACGACGGAACUGGAUCAACAUUCCAAGGUGCUGGAAAUAUCAUGGAAGACGACACCUAUGGUAGCGUGCUCGCGGCGCCGGCGGAGGAGCCGGAUCUCGUAUCACUAUCGCAAGCACCAGCGGACCCGAUGAUGAAAGGAGACGAAACAGGAGAAGCAGAUAAACCAGCAUCGUCUUCUACUUCCAGCGGAGGACCUCCUGCAGCGACAAACAGGAAAGGAGCUUCACUCGCCAGGAAGGGUAGCACUGCGGACAACAGUACUGGUCUCGAGACAGUGCCAGGACAGCCGACAGACGGACCAGCACAACCGCCAACUGGCCCCGACCAUCAAGAGAUGCUGGAUGACGGUGACGAAGACCUGCUGAUCCCGUCGGGGAGCGAAUUAGAGCGCAUGGAGCAGGAGCAAAAGCAGAAGGCCGAGGAGCGACGACGGUUGCAGCGGCAGCAAACGGCAUUCGAGGGCACGGGCGUGGAAAACUUAAAGACCGUGGUGUCCAUCUCCGACGCGCCAAUCGACGUGCCCAUCGAGGUCGCCGACGAGACGACGCUGCGCCGCUUGUCCGCGACCAUCCGUGCGGACGAAGUAUGACAGUGCAGAAGUCCCCCUCCCCCACCCCCUCAUUUGUAUAGCAUAAAGAUAAACGGCAAUAAAAACACCACCAUACAGAGAGCCUAUGCAUGACAAAUUCAUGCGCCUAUUUUAGUACUGUUGGGGCUUCCGGAAUCUGUCAUGCAAACAGUGCCACAGGGAACGGGAAGCGAAGCGCGUGGAUUUGGGGUUUUGCAUGACAAAUGAGGGGGAGGGGGAGUUGUGCACUGUCAUACGAAGAGGCGGCGCUGCAGAAGGCAAAGGAGGAGGAGUCGAGGAAGGCGGCACUGGAGUUGAAAAAACAGAACGAAAGGGCCGCGGGGAAGAAAGGAACGAAGCAUCAAAAACAAAUCUCCGCGGAGGACCAAGAAAAGCGGAGGAGAGCGAUAGCUGCGAUUCACGACGAUCCGGCCGUACAAAAUUUACGCACGUUCUUGAAGAAGAGACACGGAAAUAUGGUGCGGGCAUGGUACUAGUACAGGUUGUCUGUUUAUUUUAAUAAAGAGUUAAUAUUCCUAGAAGAUUUUUUUUUUUUUCUACGAGGUUUUAGUUUUUUACGUAUUUUUUUGUACAACUGAACUCCACCGAAACCGAUGUUUGAGUUGUUUGUGGGUCGCACUCGACGUCGGACGCUCUCUGUCAUCUACAAUGGCUUGCAUUGAAAAUUAGGUACACCAUAGACAAGGACGGCAACGGUGCCCUCUCCCAGUCUAUGAAUUGCAAAAGUAUCGUACUAGUAUAAAUCGCAUGACAAAUUCCCUCCGCAUGAAAAAUGGAAUUUGUAAUGCAGAUUUGACUUGGAAACAAGAUUUGUAAUGCAAGACUUGCAUUAGCAUUUAUACGAAUACGAUACUUUUGCACAGGAUACAGUCGGAGUUUUCCGAGCACUUGCGGCGCAUCGGGUACUAUGCAAUGCAAAAGCAUCGUACUAGCAUAAAUUGCAUUACAAAUUAGCCCAGCAUUACAAAUUAGAUUUGUCAUGCUGAUUUACCUUGAGAAAGAGAUUUGUAAUGCAUAAACGCAAUUGCUACGAGUGCGAUACUUUUGCGCAGGAUAGGCAUCCCGGGGCCCUGUUUACGCUGUGGAAGAAGCUGGAUCUGGACCAGAACGGGCGAAUAACGUUUGACACCUUCGAGCCGAAGGGCAGCGCUAUGCUGACGGAAUUCCGGGAAAAGGCCGAAGACGAGUUCGGGGACCUGCAGCGCUUCUUCCGCAGCUUGGAUGCGGACAAUAACGGUCGCAUAGUCGAUAUGGCGUUCUUCUCAAAUGUUACAUUUUCAACUGUUACAUGAAUUUGUGACGCAAGAAUGGCAAAAGCCAAAGGGGUGACCUUGCGCGUCUUGCGUGACAGUUUUGGCGCAGAUUCACAGCCUGUUUGGCUCUUCCAAAAUUUGUCAUGCGAAGCAGCUUGGUCGUGUCAAUUCUGAUUGUAGUCCUGCAUGACAAAUCAUCGAACAGUUGAGAAUGUUGUAACAUUUGAGAGCGCCAUAGUCGAGAAGGAGUUUGUGGACGGGCUGGUGAAGAAACUGAAGUACUUCUUACAUUAUGUUCUUGAUAUUGUGAGUUUAUCAAAUGUAAAAAUGUUUGGCUCUGGAAACUUGUGAUGCUGGGUGGCGUCUCAUGAUAAGGCCACAAAUGCUGGCUCAGCAUGACAAUCUUCUGAGCUUCUAGGUGUUGCCUAUUCUGCAUGAUACACUGCGUUUCUGCAUCACAGAAGAAUGGAGGUCUUGGGUAACGUGCAUGACAGAUUUAAGAGUCAACAUGCCAGACAAGCAAGACAAACAUGCAUUCUUCCAGACCCAGACAUUUUUGCACUUGAUAGAGUUCAUCGGCUAUGCGUUUGUUUCCAACUACCGUUGCUGUCUACCGCUCAAAGUGAUGUGCUACUUUGAAUCAAGUUCGGCGCAUUUAUGUGUGCGUUGUAGAGGUAGUAGAUAGAAGUUUUGCGGCGUGGUAAUUUCAUUGAAUUUGUGUGUCUUGUGCGUGUGUGCAGUUCUACUAUUUUCUCUCCGCGUCAUUUUGUGUGGUUUCGUUUUGAAGGUUAAUUUUGUUUUUGAACUUCAUUGUCCAUCUCGCACGAGGACCUUGAAGAAUUAAAAUCAAACGCACCUCUAGGUACGGUGAGGGCCGUGCCCGGCAGCUGUAUCAGUAUCUGAACGUGAAGAAGGAGGAAGGCAUCGUCCUCGCCGACGUGGACCCCCGCGUCCAGAAGGAGCUUCGCAUGGGCCAGGGUCAAGUCACGCUGGAGAUGCGGGUGGAAAUGAAGAAGCAGGAGCAACUGGACCUGAUCAAGCACGUACGGGAGAGGCAGGAGAAGAACUUGCUGCUCCAGCAGUCGAAAAAGUUUAGCCCCCUCGGCGCUUUCCGGAACUUUCUCCGCAAGAAAUUCGGGUCCAUUAUCGUCGCGUGGAUGCACUUAUCCUGUGCAAAAGUGUCGCAUUCGUAUUGCAAUCAUGCAUUGCAAAUCAUUUUCUCAAGGAAAAUCAGCAUUACAAAUUUUAUUUCUCAUGCUGGGGAAAUUAAUGCAUUUGUACGAGUACAGCGAUACUUUUGCAAUUCAUACCAUUUCGACAAGGACAACUCUGGGCGGAUCAGUAUGGGGUUCUCAAACGUUACAUUCUCAACUGUUACAUGAAUUUGUCAUGCAAAAGCACCAUCAUCACCCUCACGAUUAAGCUGCUUCGCAUGACAAAUUUGCGAAGGGCUAAACCGCACCUAGAUCUGUCCGGAAUUUGUAAUGCUACAGGUGUAACCUACUUCCCCCUUUCACUUUCCCCUUUCUUGCAUCACAAUUUCAUGUAACAGUUGAGAAUGUAACAGUUGAGAACGCCAUAAUCAGCUUCCGGGAAUUCACGCGCGGGUGUCGGGAGGUCGGGUACUUUUUGAACCUACGGCAGCUGUGGGUGCAGUUCGACCAGGACCGGACCGGGUUUAUCACGAUCGACUUCCUGGAUCCAGACGGCGACUUAUCACAGUGCACAACUCCGACUUCCCUCUGCAGCUCCCCCUCGUUUGAUGUCAUGCAAAUUUCCAUAAUCCAUUUUCUGUCUUCCCUUUAGCACUGCUUCCAUGACAGCACGUUCCAGAAGCCAAAACACCGCUAGAUGAACAAUCGGUCGCAAAUUUGUCAUGCAAAAGCCGCAUUUAUCCCAGCACUUGUGUUGGUCUUACGCCCUUCAAGUGAGCGGGACGAGGGGGACGAGCUGUGCACUGUCAUACGACUCGAAAGUUCUCACCGCCUUCACCAGCGCGAUUGUCGGGAUCCCGGAUAACAACGCAGCUACUGGUGUUGAUGGUAAUCAAGAAACGCAUAUGACAGUGCACAACGAACCCCCCCUCCCCCUUAUUUGUCAUGCAAAAUCCCAAAUCCAGUCGUUGCUCUGUGGCACUGUUUGCAUGACAAAGUCCGAAAGCCCAAACAGUACUACAGCAGGUACAGAAAUUUGUCAUGCACACGCUCCAAGGUCGCUGGCGUUUGUAUUGCUGCUCAUGCAAUACAAAUGAGGGGGAGGGGGAGUUGUGCACUGUCAUAACGCAGAAAGAGGAGUCACGUUUUCCGAACCAAUUCGCCAAUGCCAGACCCGCUACCGCACCCGGCGGCAUGUUUUUCACGGGGAAGAAUAUCAAAAGUAAAAAUGUCUGGGUCUGGAAACUUGUGAUGCUGGGUGGCGUCUCAUGAUGAGGCUACAAAUGCUGGCUCAGCAUGACAAGUUUCUGAGCUCCUAGGUGUUGCCUACUCUGCAUGACAAACUGCGCUUCUGCAUCACAGAAAAGCGGAGCUCUUGGGUAACGUGCAUGACAGAUUUAAGAGUCAUGCCAGACAAGCAUAACAAACUUGCGUUCUUCCAGACCCAGACAUUUUUACAUUUGAUAAAGAAACAGCAACAGCAAGAAGAAACUACAACAACAUCUCCAUCCAAACAACCCCAGAAAUACCCGGAUGUCUUCAAGGCGUGGAAGCUGUAUUUCGUGAAGGAUCAGUCGUACGGGCGGUUAGAUGAGAAAACCUUCGUCAGACUCGCAACCGCCUUUCCGGGAAUAUGGAGUUCUCAAACGUUACGUUCUCAACUGUUACAUGAAGUUGUGAUGCAAAAAUAGCAAGAGUGAAAGGGGGAACAUUGCGCCUCUUGCAAUACAGGUUUGGCACAGAUUUAGAUCCUGUUUAGCCCUUCGUAAAUUUGUUAUGUGAAGCAGCUAGAUGGUUUAGAUGCUGCUGAGAGUUUUGCAUGACAAAUUCUGGAACAGUUGAGGGUGUGACGUUUAAGAACGCCAUAGGGAAUCUCGGAGUUGCUGGCCUCCCGGGUCUUCAAGAUUCUGGACUUAUCAAAUGCAAAAAUAUCUGGGUCUGGAAGAUUCUGAGACUUGUCAUGCAUAUUUUGCAUGACCCAGGAUCAGGAUGUCUGUAAUGCACGACCUAGCAUCACUGAUUUUUUUUAGAGGGCUUCCUGAAGCCUACUACGCAUGACAAACGCCCUCCCCGCGUAGCACAAACUAGACUCCUCUUGCUGGUCACGCAAUACAAUUUUUUUUGGAGUCCAAAGUUAGCAUCACAAGUUGAUGUUCCAACCUUCCAGACCCAGACACUUUGCAUUUGAUAGGACUACGACAAGAUCAAUUUCAUGACCCGGGAGAAGUUCCACAUGCUGGAUUUGUUAUGAACUGCAAAGGUAUCGCACUCGUAGUCGUACAAAUGCAUUACAAAUUUCCCCAGCAUGAGAAAUGAAAUUUGUAAUGCUGCUUCACCUCAAGAAAAAGAUUUGCCAUGCAUGAAUUGCAAUACGAGUACGAUACUUCUGCACAGGAUAUUUGUACCACUACAACAAAACCGACGAGCAGCUGCGACAGGAGCAGCUCGCCAAGGCGGCAGCCGCGGGAGACCAGAUAUCAAAUGUAAAAAUGUCUGGGUCUGGAAACUUGUGAUGCUGGGUGGCGUCUCAUGGUGAGGCUACAAAUGCUGGCUCAGCAUGACAAGUCUCUGAGUUCCUAGGUGUUGCCUAUUCUGCAUGACAAACUGCUUUUCUGCAUCACAGAAAAACGGAGCUCUUGGGUAACGUGCAUGACAGAUUUAAGAGUCAUGCCAGACAAGCAUGACAAAAAUGAAUUCUUCCAGACCCAGACACUUUUACAGUUGAUACCAGAAGUUGAAGUCCGCGCAAAAUUUGAUCCACGCCAAGGGGCAAACCACUUUGGAGAUCGCCCGAAGGAAAAGGCAGCGCGCGAUGGAGCAGCAGGCCGAGGUGGUGAAGCUGUACAACGACUUUAAAGCGGCCUUACUAGCCAGGUUCGGGAACAUGGUCCGUGCGUGGCAAUUUUUGGACAAAGACAAGUCCGGCCGAGUCUCCUACACGGAAUUUGCGAAAGCGUGUCUGGACAUGGGCUUCCGGGGCAGGUUGAAGGAGCUGUUCCGGUACAUCGACGAGGAUAACACGGGCAUGGUCAGCUUCCAAGAGUUCGCGCCCGAUAUUUUCGAGGCUUUCGAGGAGUGGUUCGGCUAUCUGCGGUACGUCACGGACGACGAAAGGGCGUCGACCGGGUUCAAGUCGGUGUUUGGAUCCAACGUGAAAAAUAUCACGAGACAGGAAUUCCUGACCGGCUGCUCGCACCUGGGGUACACGGAGCAGGCAAAGCUUUGCGACCCGAUCACGCUGUUCGAGUGGCUCGAUACGGACAACGGCGGCAGCUUGAACUUCGAGACGGAGAUAUCAAAAGGAAAAAUCCCCCCUCCCCAUAUCGAAACCGAAAUAUGUGAUGCUGUAUUUGAGUACACAAAUCGACUUGUAUUGUUAGAAGGCCUAGAGACGCCGCUGCGGCCUUAAUUGCAGCCGAUUUGUCAUGCUGCUUCCCAUUUCCAGUUGCCUCCUGUCAUGCUGAAGUUGCAAGGCCUUCCUACGCCGCCCAGCACUACAGUCUGCUUCUUUUGCAUUCUAGCAACAUGACACCAUGAUACGUGGUCACAAAUCACGCUACACAAAUCUCCGCUCCAGUAUCUAUGGGGAGGGGGGAUUUUUCAUUUUGAUAGGAGAUCGCCUGGCUGGAGAAGCAGCAGGUGGUCAAGUCCUUCUCCGAUUAUUCAGGAAAAAAGACCCGUCCCCACCCAAUGCCAAUUUGUCAUGCAAAACAUGUAUAAAAAUAAACUAAAGUCCCGUGUUUGUCCUGCACGGACAUGAUGAUGAUGAUGAUGAUGAUGAUGAUGAUGCAAAAAAUGGAUGGGCGGCAUGGUUCUUUUUUCGAGGGAUACCGAUCUCCAGGAGGAGCGGGGGCAGUACCGAAUUUCUGGCCGGUACAAACUGCCCACCGGAAACAGCAUGCUGUGGCAGCAGUUGAAGUGGCGGGAGAGGAGGUUAGCGAUGAGCAUGGGGUUAUCCAGUACAAAUAUGUCUAGGUCUGGGAGGACGCGAACUUGUCAUGCUAAGUCUGGAUCGUACAAAAAGUUGUGUUGCAUGACUACCAAAAUAAGCUGUUCACCGUUGAACAAGUUUCGUGGCAGCUUGUCAUGCAGGACAGGCAUAAUAGCGACGUCGCAGAACCUGUCGUGCUAGGACCUGCAUUCCAAACCUCACCCGGCAUGGAGAAUAUGCAUGAGAAGUUUGCACUCUUCCAGACCCAGUAGACAUAUUUGCAUUCGAUAGGGGUUCGAGCCGCCACCGCACGGGAUCGGGCAGUUGCCGCAGAACCCGUAUCCUGUGCAAAAGUAUCGUACUCGUAUUGCAAUCAUGCAUUACAAAUCUUUUCCCUAAGGUAAAUCAGCAUUACAAAUUGCAUUUCUCAUGCUCCUGAGGAAAUUUGUAAUGCAUUUAUACGAGUACGAUGCUUUUCCGCUGCAUAACCCGAAGUUUUUCACGACACUCGUCACUAUGGAGAAGAACAUCUCAGUGAUCUAAGUACCUCCCGAUUGCUGCUAGUAGUCCUAAGGAAUAAUAAAAUAAAAAGGCAGUCCGUCAUGCGGAUUCGCCUGUAGAGCUUUAUUUCUCGUCGUGGUGCAAAAGCAAAGCGUCUACUUAAGCGAGAUGCGCCAAAAAUCAUUCCAGACCGCAAAGAAAUGAGUGACUUUUGGUGUGCUUUUUAUUUGCAUAACAAAACAGAGGGAGAUAGCAAAUCCGCAUGACAGCUUGUGACUUAUUUUCUUCGGGGUAACAGCAGUCGCUAAGAUCACUCAUUUGCCCACUAUAGUCAAAGAAGAGAAGGACACGAAGGAGAAAAAACCUAAGGAGGACGACGAUAGACCCAAAACCACGAUGUCCCGACCGGGCUCCGCUCCCGCAGGGCUGGUCAGUUUGCGAGCUUUACGGCAGGAGCAGAAGAGACGGGAAAAACAGCACGAGGAGGAUAUGAAGUGCAAAAGUAUCGUAUUAGUAGAAAUUGCUUUUAUGCAUCACAAAUCUUUUUCCUAAGGCAAAUCCGCAUUACAAAUUCCAUUUGUAAUGCUGAGCAAAUUUGUAAUGCAAUUUAUACUAGUUUAGUACGAUACUUUUUCAGUGCAUAGAGGAGGUGCGAUGGCAAAACCAGCUCUUCGACCGGGUGGAAAGCUAUCCCCUGAAAAUUAACCAUCCCCAUUCACUUUUUGCAUGACAAACACAGAGACUGCUACAUGUUUUGCAUGACAAACUGGAUGGGGAUGGUUAAUUUUCAGGGGAUAAAAGCAUGACGCCACUAGAGCUCAAGGAAGUCUAUGCAUUGCAAAUAUCGGUAAAUCCAUCUGGGUCCUCUGGAAAUAACUUGUCAUGUCAAAAAUCUAUGUCUAUCAUUGAGUGUCUGGAUCUUCAUGGUCUUCAGCAGCCUCUGCCUCCGCGGAGUAGACACACAUGAUACAGGACGAGUUCUUGAGUGGUCUUUUCCGCGGUAACUCGCGUCGACAGAGAAGUGCUCCUACAACUAGAAAGGUUUUCUAAGUUUGAUGAUGUUGCUGUAUCAUCGCCACAUGCAAGAACAUGACAGGUUUUUUUUGUCUUGUCAGCCUAGCAUGACAGGAGAUCCUCGAUUCUCCUUACUUCCAGACUUGGAUAUUAGCGUAUUUGCAUUUGAUAAAGCUGUCGACCGCGCAACUACAUUGCCCACGGUCAGUUGGACACUGGACGGAGAGCGGGCGGUGAUAAGGUAUGAUGAUGAUCUCUAUCACCAUCUCGUAUCUACAAUAUUUCUAUUUGACAAAUGCGAUCAUGUUGUUGUUACAGCUGAAACGUGGUUGAUGCUUUUUUUUAGACCUUCGUCCCAUAGAAGUUCUUUGGACGAGCACGAGGUCGUACAUCUUCUCUAUCGCUGGCUUGUUGCAUGAAGAGCAGAUGGAACUCCCUCUGGUGCUGCUGGAAUAUAGUAGGUCCGAAUAAAGCUGCACUGGUGUGAAAAAAAAUAGAGUAUACUUCUGGUUCUGUCUACUAAUAUCAAAAUUAAACUGCCAACUAUACAACAGGAAAACGCGGAUACGCCCGUCUACGGCGAUUGAGGAGAAAGCGGCCCUGGUUGCCCGGGAGGAGAGGAGGUUAGCCCGGCUGUACACGACGCCGCCGCCCGUUCCGGGAGCGGCCAAAUUGAUGGGCUUCGAUGCGGUUGCGAAAAAAACGAAGGGGGCGUCGAUUCUGAUAUUGAGAGGAAAAAUCCCCCCUCCCCAUAUUGAAAACGCAUUCGUCUGAAAAUUUGUGAUGCAGAUUUGAGGUCACAAAUCCUGUCUGUCUUGCCAGAAGGCAAAGCCAGAGAGUCCGCCGCAUUAUGCCGGCGGUUUGUGAUGCUGCUGGGCUUACAGAGCCGACGUCUGUCAUGCUAGUCCCCUAUGUCAAAACCUCUCGACCCAGGCUUGGCAUAUGCCUGCAGUGCUCUCCAGCAAGACAGACCUGAUUUGUGUGCGCAAAUUCAGCAUCAGAAACUUCGUUUCGAUAUGGGGAGGGGGGAUCUUUCCUUUUGAUAUCUGAAGAAGAAGUUGGGCUCGUAAAAAUCCUGGGUCAUUCUUCGUGAUCGUACAGAGGAAGAGGUGGAGGUGGAGGUCGUUCCCUUUCCGCAAAUGCAAGUGGUCCACGAAAUGUCUUUACUGGACAACUUUUCAUCAAAUCAUCAUACACUAGCACAGCAGGCCUUGUCUGCCACGUGCCUGUAGUUGCAACAUGUUCGUUAGAAAUCGAAAGACGCAAUCGCAAAUAUAAAUGAAAAUGAGUCGAGAGAUAAAAUCAACCGCUAGAGAAAAAUGUAGUUUUUUGAGCUGCUUUCUAUGUAAAACAACCACUUUUGCUUUUCAUCGUCUUCGUCGUGGUCGUCUUAUUCUUACACUAUCGCUAGAGCUGGAGUGUACCUCUACUACAGUAUCAGAUUGAAUUUUCUUGAAUGUUACUUGUCAUAGUAGUUGGCGUUGGCCCUGUUCUGGUACUAGAGCAGACAACGAAAUCGAGCAUCUUUACUAAUAUACAACUUAGAUGCAAAAUGAUGAAAAUUAUACUGCAAAGAUUGGUUAAAAUCAUGUAACAACGUCUGUUGCCGGCCGAUUCCGGUUUUGUUUGAAAUAUGUAAAGCUUGAUGCUGCUUUGCUAUUCUUGAUACAUACAUUGAAAAGUCAAAGUGUGCAUUAGCAAUGCAAAUUCUGUCGUGCUCGUGUCGGACCAAGAUGAAUGGUACUUCAGUUCUUGUGGAGCUCUGAAC
Amoebophrya sp. A120 is the source of this 11014-nucleotide messenger RNA. The record is from the annotation of a GenBank genome assembly. Lineage: Eukaryota; Dinophyceae; Syndiniales; Amoebophryaceae.